Molecule: messenger RNA, 670 nt
Organism: Bursaphelenchus xylophilus (pine wood nematode)
Lineage: Eukaryota; Metazoa; Nematoda; Chromadorea; Rhabditida; Aphelenchoididae
Source: the annotation of a GenBank genome assembly
AUGGGACCAAUCUUUAGAUUCCACGUCCAAAUGCCUUUAGCCAAGAAGGGAGAACAGGUAGGAUUAUGACAUUUUUCUCCGCUAAUAGUUUAUUCGGUUAGAUCAUUAAGGCCACAGGUUUCAAAAUGUCCAAAAAGAAGGCGGUUCAUUUCAAAAAACGGCUUAAUAACAAGAAGCCGAAUGUUGGUAUUGGCAUGGUAGAGGAAUAUGCGGAGCAGAUGGAAAUUGUAAGAAUUAAUCAGCUGUUAUUUAAAUUUGUGAUUAGGAUAUCCAUAAGUCAUCUACAACACGACCGAAAACGGACAAAACCACGAAGAAGAGGGUUCUGCGACAAUCCAAAAAGGAAGAGAUGAGGGCAUUUUUGAAGAAGAAGAUCCAAAAAACAAAGGCCAAAAAUCCAGACAAUAUGGACGUGGAAUUAGAACAACCAAAUGCUGAAGCGGAAAAGGCAAAGCCUAAGGUGAAUGCGAAAAGAAUCAAGAAAGCGGAUCUACCCAUUGUUGUUAAUGCUAAGGACAAAAGAAGAGCAAAGGGAAAUCAGAAGGAAUUGAAGGAGACUGGAGUUGUCUCUGCCAGAAGGAUUUCCAAGAAGAAGGCCAAAAAGAUCCUGCAGGCACGGAACAGAGACAUUCGUGAGAAAGAACGGCGGGAGAAUGGCAUGGAGAAUUGA